AUUUUUUGGCGAUGAAACUCGGAAUCUAUUGGCUUUUCUACUUUCUAAUUGCAAUUAUAAUCUAUUUUCCUACGAGCAAAUGGUUGCAAUAAUUCUAUAGAAUCAAAUUGAUAGAUGGGGGAGGAAAAAAACGAAAGGAGAGUUCAAGUGGGGACGCAUUGGAUUCAAAUCCGUAGAAGAAGUUGGUUCGAUUAUUAUGCGUCAUAUUUCAAGUAGUCAUAGAAACAUAAUCCCCCCGAUUUCAAUCCUCCAUUGAGACGUUAACGGGACUCGUCGUUCUAUCGAGAGAAUAAAUCACCGAUAAAAAGGCUCAGCUAACGCAAUUGAUGCCCAAGUCUACGUAAGAUCAAUUUAAAGUGAUGGAGCGCAAGAAGCAAAGGGUUGAGAUGGGAGUGGGCUCCUUUCACAAUCCACCACGUGCACAGUACAGCGAGGAGACGCGAAACUUAAUAAAAGUGCUGAUGGAAGAGUCAAAGUUAUCGAUGAUGCAGAGAAAAGCAAUUCAGAGUGCUGUCGACAAGGGAGAGCCCCUGCCAACCCCUUCGGCAACGAUUGCUUCCAAGGAUAAUGGAAAACAGAUUGCUUAUCCCUGUUAUUGGAAGAAGAGGUCCCAGGAAGCGAUUGUCAGCAGUGGAGCUUACGAACGAGAGCAAUAUCGGAGAACCGUUCCGUUAUGUAAUUUCAUGAAUAAGGAUCAGCAGAAGAGACAUCUCGCCUGCAUGAUGGCCUACGGAAAGGACGUGCCAGAGACAUCGCGUGGGCCUAUGUUACGUCAUCGGGCAAGAAGAGAGCCGGAGCUUCUUGAAGGCACCGAUCCACUGGACGAUCUUGUCCAGGGGAUACGAGAGCGCAUGAACUUUCUCCAGGAGAUGGAGUCCCUCGGGCUCAGCAAAAAAUACCGUCCGAUAAUUCAACAAGAAAUUGCCCAGAAAAUUAGAACCAUCGAUGCAAUGGAUAAAAACAAAUCAGCGGACGUUGAGAUGGAGUUGGAGGGAUUGAAAUACGAGAGACCACCGCCUAAACCGUUUCCAGUUGGAGAAUUGGAUGACGAAUGAAUUUUUGUAAUGCUCAUAAAUAAAAUCAACGAGGUAUUGAAAAUUAAUGAAAAAUUA
Diachasmimorpha longicaudata is the source of this 1112-nucleotide messenger RNA. RefSeq names its product UPF0193 protein EVG1 homolog. Lineage: Eukaryota; Metazoa; Arthropoda; Insecta; Hymenoptera; Braconidae. The transcript has 5 exons. The coding region runs from base 360 to 1055 and encodes 231 amino acids. The record is from RefSeq and is a predicted model, not a curated record.